AUGGCUUCUCAAUUAUCUUCUUCCCCAUUCGUCACAACUCUCUUCCCUCAGAAACCACCCCAACCUUGCAUGCCAAUUAGAAAAGGAUCAAACCCUAAAUUCUUUCCUAAAUUAGGUGUCAAUGUAUCAUGCAACAUCACAAAUAGUCAAGAAGAUGACGAUUUCAAAAAUCCUAAAACCAAAAAGGGAGAAUUACAAAGUUCUACAAACAAAUUAAUGUUUGAUAGAAGAGAUGUUCUUAUUAGCUUAGGAGGCCUCUAUGGAGCAACUACUCUCAACAGUAAAGAUCCUUUCGCAUUGGCUGCUCCGAUUCAACCACCCGAUCUUUCCGGGCCAUUCCCACCUAAGCCUGAUGUAGUACCAUAUAAUUGUCUCCCACCAACCUCUGAAAAGGUAAUAGAUUUCAAGCCAUCGGACUUAUGUGAGCGGCUUCGAGUUAGGCCUGCCGCGCAUUUGGUUGACAAUGAGUAUAUAGCCAAGUAUGAAAAAGCCACUGAGCUAAUGAAAGCACUUCCUGCUGAUGAUCCUCGUAGCUUCAUGCAACAAGCCAAAGUUCAUUGUGCUUAUUGUUCUGGAGGUUAUACACAAGUAGGGUUUCCUAAUGUAGAGCUUCAAGUUCACUAUUCAUGGCUUUUCUUUCCAUUCCACAGAUACUAUCUUUACUUCUAUGAGAAAAUUUUGGGAAAAUUAAUUGGUGAUCCAACUUUUGCUUUACCAUUCUGGAAUUGGGACACGCCUCUUGGAAUGUCAAUGCCUACCAUUUAUACAAAUCUGAAGUCUCCGCUCUAUGACCCAUUAAGAGAUGCUAAGCAUCAACCACCAACAUUGACCGAACUUGAUUACAGCGGGGUUGAUCCGACGAUCUCAGAAAAGGAACUGAUUAAAGACAAUCUAGUGAUCAUGCAUAGGCAAAUGAUAUCUGGUGCAAAAAUCCCUAGACUUUUCUUUGGGAAGCCAAUUAGAGCUGGUGAUAAACCCAAUGAUGCAAAAGAAGGGGGUACAAUUGAGUUAACUCCUCAUAAUAACGUACAUAGCUGGACAGGAGAUAGAAAUCAGCGAAAUGGGGAGAACAUGGGAGCUUUCUUCUCUGCCGGGAGGGACCCAAUUUUCUAUGCUCAUCACUCUAAUAUUGAUCGAAUGUGGGAGAUAUGGAAGACUCUUGGAGGCAAACGCAAGGAUCUCACUGACACAGAUUUUCUUAAAGCUGGGUUUGUUUUCUAUGACGAGAAUUCAAAUCUUGUCCGAGUCAAAGUUAAAGAUUGUUUAGAGACUAAAAAUCUGGGUUAUGUGUACCAAGAUGUUGAUCUUCCAUGGCGAGAAUUUAAGCCUGAACCAAAAAAAUCAUUGGUGAAGGUAAGUGUUGGAACUUCCCCUCUGAAUUUAAUCCAAAAGAUCAGCAUGAGAAAUUUGCCUUUGAAUUUAGAGAAAGAAACAGUGAAAGUUGAGGUUCCGAGGCCGAAGAAAUCAAGGAGUAAGGAAGAGAAAGAAGAGGAAGAGGAAGUGAUAGUGAUCGAGGACAUUGAGUUCAACAUGAACGAGUUUGUGAAAUUUGAUGUGCUUGUCAAUGAUGUUGAACAUGACCUAAAGUGCAGACCUCGACACACAGAGUUUGCAGGGAGUUUUGUGCGUUUGCCGCAUAUCCAUGGACGUGGGAAAAUGAUGUCCAAGGGUUCUUUGAGGUUAGCGUGCACAGAUUUGCUUGAGGAAUUAGGAGCAGAAGAUGACGAUAACGUAGUGGUGAGUUUGGUGCCAAGAUCUGGGCAUGAUAUCCGUAUUGGUGGGAUAAAGAUAGAGUUUUUAAAAGAAUGA
Messenger RNA from Carica papaya (papaya), 1809 nucleotides. RefSeq names its product polyphenol oxidase, chloroplastic-like. NCBI's taxonomy places the organism in Eukaryota, Viridiplantae, Streptophyta, Magnoliopsida, Brassicales, Caricaceae. The record is from RefSeq and is a predicted model, not a curated record. Gene Ontology annotation, molecular function: catechol oxidase activity. Gene Ontology annotation, biological process: pigment biosynthetic process.